Lasiodiplodia theobromae is the source of this 2640-nucleotide messenger RNA. RefSeq names its product Zinc finger RING-type protein. NCBI's taxonomy places the organism in Eukaryota, Fungi, Ascomycota, Dothideomycetes, Botryosphaeriales, Botryosphaeriaceae. Gene Ontology annotation, cellular component: cytoplasm. The record is from RefSeq and is a predicted model, not a curated record. The transcript has 4 exons. Bases 1 to 2640 code for a protein of 879 amino acids.
AUGCGGAUCGCCGCCUACGUUGGGACCUCCGUGGCCCUGGCAGCCUCGGUGCUGCUGCGCGCCGCAUACGAAAGGCCCAAUUUCUACUCCGCAUGCGUCUAUCUCUCACAAUCAAAUGCCUGUCUUAUGAUCCUCACGAAUCUCGUACUCCUCCUUACAGCUUCCUUUAUGUACGCUCUCCAGCGCCUUCUCUACGGCCCGCUCCGCCCCAUGGAAGUCGAGCGCCUCUACGAACACGCCUGGUUCGCCAUCACCGAGACACUGCUGGCCAUGACCAUCUUCCGUGACGAUGUGGGCGUGCGGUUCUUUGUCAUGUUUGUCAGCCUCAUUGCUGGCAAGAUUUGGCAGUGGAUUGGUGCUGGCCGGGUCGAAUUCGUUGAGCAACAACCUCCGACCUCCAACGAGAUCUUCUUCCACUCCCGCCUGGCGUCUUCGCUGCUGCUGUCGAUUGUAUACGACAUGGUGAUGCUCGGAUACUGCGUGAACACCGUCCUGCGGCAGGCACGACCCAAUAUGAUCGUCAUGUUCGGUUUCGAGUACGCUCUGCUGCUCAUUGAGUCCUUCGCUACCUUCUUCCGGCAUAUCCUGUGCCUCGUUGAUCUAACGGUCCAGUCCAAGCAGACAGAGGCCAAGAGGCAGGAGAUGUUGGAGGAGAGACGAGCCGAGAGACAGCAUCAGCGGGAGGCCGCCGGUGAAGGCGUGCUUACAGAGGCGGAGCUGGCUGCUGAAGACAUCGAGGUUGACGACAACGAGAUCGACGUGCCUGGGUGGGAGGGCAAGGGCCGCUGGGUCUUUUACUUGGACCUCGCAAAGGACUUUGCUAAGCUGACCAUUUACAUGGCAUUCUUCGUCAUCCUCAUGACCUUCCACGGCCUGCCUAUUCAUAUCAUGAGAGAUGUUCUCUUGACAUUCCGCUCGUUCCACAAGCGCAUCUACGACUUCUUGCGUUACCGCAACGCUACACGGGACAUGAACUCUCGCUAUCCUGACGCUACGUCCGAGGACCUUGGGGAGAACAACAUCUGCAUCAUAUGCCGCGAGGAGAUGCGUCCAUGGACAACACCGGAGCAUGCCCAACCUCCCGCUGGCGGCGCUGCGCCAGCACCAACUCCGCAGCGUCCCAUCGAUGAGCGUCACCGGGCGAAGAAGCUACCCUGUGGUCAUUGUCUCCACAUCAGUUGCUUGCGCAGCUGGCUCGAACGCCAACAGGCUUGCCCCACCUGCCGCCAGCCGGUACUAGUUGAAGAGACCCGGCAACGUCAACAGGCCAACCGAGCCAACCCAGCCGUCAACGCUGGUGCACAACCUGGACUUCAGCAAGGUGCUCAAAACGGCAUACCGCAAGACGGAAAUGCUCAGCAGCCAGCACUGCCCCGCAUGCGCCAGAUUCAAUUUGGCCCGUUCCGCAUUGGAUACGGUGUCCGCGCAGUGAACCUGAAUAAUGCACAGGCAGAAAAUCCGCUCGCUCAGAUACUGGAACAAGGACGACAACAACAAGAGCAGCUCCAUCAGCAGCAGCAACAGCAGCGCGGAGGCCAGAGCGACCGCUCGGCUCGUGCACUCCUGCGUGAAGCGACGGCAGAUCCACUCCGGGCGAAUUCCGUCGUCGCGCAAACCAUGUGGUUGGACCAGCUGGAACGCCGCCUGGUGAGCGAGAUACAGGCUCUGAACGUGGCACAACAUCAACUGCAUCUUGUCCGAGCACUGCAGGCAGAGUAUAUGCGUCUUCGUCGUGUAGCAGCAGCAACUGCUGUCGGUGGUGCUCAGCCGGCGCAAGAUGCCCAGUCCCUGCUCGCGAACAUGUUUGCCGGUCUGAACACUGACGGCCUCAAUCUCAACGCGCCGUUAGCGCACGACUUGAACCAGCCGCGACUUUUCAACCCCAGCGCAGACCAGCCUGUCCUGGAAGCACACGACCCCAAUCUUCCGCAAGGCUUGACUCUGCCACCGGGAUGGACAUUGUUGCCGCUUCAUAGGGCUGAUGCUACUCUGGGCCAAGAUUCAGGGAGUCAAGCGCCGAAUCAUGCUUCUACUCCUCGCUCAACAGCACAAUCUGCUACAGAUGCUGCGGCUUCUCUCCAGACUUGGAACGACACCAUGACUCGGACGCUUGAAGAGGCUCGAAACCGCAACUAUACACCCUCGGACUCUUCAGCCCAGGCACCUCCAACCACGACGACUACUAAUGGAACUGAAACUGCUCCUCCGGGGUUUCGCGAGAUUCCUAUCAAUCCCAACGACCCUGGUGCGACUGUGCAGACUACCCUUGGCCCUCAGAGGUUUCCAACCAACAUAGCCAACCAACUCCUCGCUCAGCAUGGCAACGAGCCCGUUCCUAUCGGUUCUGCUGCUCACGUUCCUACAUCUGCUGGACCAGCAAAUUCUGGCGGCUCGAACACUUUGUCUUCCUCGGCUCAUUCGUCACAUCCUGUUGCCACUGGACCUUCAGAAGCAUCGACCGACACAGUGCCUACGACUGGUUCUGAAGAAAGCUCCGCCAAGGCACAGAGACUCAAUACUGCUGAUGCCCACGAUUCCGCUGUUCAGAGUGAAGAAGCCAGCAGCUCCACUCACGCUAGUGAGCAACAAGUUCCAUCCCUGCAGCCGACUGUUGAAGAUGGAGAGGAUGAUGAAAAUUAG